This is a messenger RNA of Jaculus jaculus (lesser Egyptian jerboa), 1480 nucleotides long. RefSeq names its product CD81 molecule (gene Cd81). Gene Ontology annotation, cellular component: membrane. The record is from RefSeq and is a predicted model, not a curated record. Bases 239 to 946 code for a protein of 235 amino acids. The transcript is spliced from 8 exons. Lineage: Eukaryota; Metazoa; Chordata; Mammalia; Rodentia; Dipodidae.
CCCGGCUGGGGCGAGAGCGCGCAGCUGUGUCGGUGUCAGAGACCAUCUCUCCAGUCGCCGGGCCCGAAGCCCUCGCUGCGUCCGCGCCCCUCUCUCGGCGACCCGGUCACUCCGGCUCCCCGGCCUCCCGACCGUCCUCCGACCCCGGUUCCCCCGGCCCCGCGCCCCCGAGACCGCUCGUCGGCUCCCCCCACCACGCACCAGUUCCAGCUCCGCAGGCCGCCCGCCGCGCGCCGCCAUGGGGGUGGAGGGCUGCACCAAGUGCAUCAAAUACCUGCUCUUCGUCUUCAAUUUCGUCUUCUGGCUGGCUGGAGGCGUGAUUCUGGGUGUGGCUCUGUGGCUGCGUCAUGAUCCACAGACCACCAGCCUGCUCUACCUGGAGCUGGGAGACAGGCCAGCACCCAGCACCUUCUAUGUGGGCAUCUACAUCCUCAUCGCUGUGGGGGCUGUGAUGAUGUUCGUUGGCUUCCUGGGCUGCUAUGGAGCCAUCCAGGAGUCUCAGUGCCUACUGGGGACGUUCUUCACCUGCCUCGUGAUCCUGUUUGCCUGUGAGGUGGCCGCUGGCAUCUGGGGUUUCGUCAACAAAGACCAGAUUGCCAAGGAUGUAAAGCAGUUCUACGACCAGGCUCUUCAGCAGGCCGUGGUGGAUGACGAUGCCAACAAUGCCAAGGCUGUGGUGAAGACCUUCCAUGAGACGCUCAACUGCUGUGGCUCCAACACUCUGACUGCAUUGACCACCUCAGUGCUGAGGAACCACCUGUGUCCCUCAGGCAGCACCAUCCUCACCAAUCUGCAGGGUAACUGCCACCAGAAGAUCGACGAGCUCUUCUCUGGGAAGCUCUACCUUAUUGGCAUCGCUGCCAUUGUGGUGGCUGUCAUCAUGAUCUUCGAGAUGAUUCUGAGCAUGGUGCUGUGCUGUGGCAUCCGGAACAGCUCUGUGUACUGAGGCCCUGCAUUUGUGGCCACAGGGACCCCGCAGUGUCCCUCCCCCCCAUAGUGACCGGAGGCUGCUAGGGGGUCAUGGCCUUGUACAUAAUGUUUCUGUAUUACUCUGCUACACUUAGCCUUUAUACUUUUGAGAGUUUUUUUGUUCUGAACUUUCCUGUUACCUUUUGGGGGCUGACAUCCCAUAUAAGUGGCUUGUGUGAGGUGGAGCUGGUCCUGGCCUUGGGGACCCUGUGCAUCAGGGACCUUUGGGGGAGCUCUGCCUGCUGAGCCAAGGCUGCCCCAGGGACACUUGCCCAGAGGCUGUGUAGCUCAAUAAGGGGGCUGGUCUGUUGACACCCAUUCUACCCACCCUGUGGGUUGCACCGCUCACAUCUUUUUAAUUCUUGUCCCUCUCCUGCCCCCAUUUCGAGAGCUGGGUCUGUGAGCACUCGUAUGCCUUCAAUGCACCUGUCCUUUCUAACAUGUCACCUGCAACUGUAAUUACAUCUUGAAACAGUCAUUUAAUAAAGAAGGAGAAAAUCAGGCAUGCUAA